GAUUAUGUGACAACUUCAUUUGUUCUCAUUUCUUUUCUGGAAAUGAAUAGUCCAAACUCACAGUAUGAAACUCUUUGCAGGAACAAAGAAUUGAUGUUGAAGCAGAGAUGCAAGAGGUAAAUCUACACUAUCUACCAUCUAUCCACCCAGGAGGUUUACACCACCACAGCAAAUAUGAACUCUGUACAUUUUCUUUUAUUAUUCUGUAUUCCCGUAAAAACAACUUCCACUUGAAAUUGUGUUUUCUCAAACAGGUGGCUCACUUAUUGGCAACAGAGAAUCAAGGUCCAUCCAGUGUCCCAGGUCCAUCAGGUUACCCAGGUCCAUCAGGUUACCCACGUCCGUUAGACAGAGUCCUACAGAAUCACAGGGGCCCUCAGCUUCAAAGGGGCCGUCAGCUUCAAAGGGGCCGUCAGCUUCACAGGGGCCGUCAGCUUCACACGGUCCCUCAGAUUCACAGGGGCCUUGAGACUGACACAGAUUCACAGGAUUCCUCAGCUUCACAGGGGCCCUCAGAUUCACACGGUCCCUCAGAUUCACACGGUCCGUCCGAUUCACAGGGGCCCUCAGAUUCACAGGGGCCGUCAGCUUCACACGGUCCCUCAGAUUCACACGGUCCCUCAGAUUCACACGGUCCGUCCGAUUCACAGGGGCCCUCAGAUUCACAGGGGCCGUCACCUUCACAGGGGCCCUCAGAUUCACACAGUCCCUCAGAUUCACAGGGGCCGUCAGCUUCACAGGGGCCGUCAGCUUCACACGGUCCCUCAGAUUCACAGGGGUCCUCAGAUUCACACGGUCCCUCAGAUUCACACGGUCCGUCCGAUUCACAGGGGCCCUCAGAUUCACAGGGGCCAUCAGCUUCACAGGGGCCAUCAGCUUCACACGGUCCCUCAGAUUCACAGGGGCCGUCACCUUCACAGGGGCCCUCAGAUUCACACAGUCCCUCAGAUUCACACGGUCCCUCAGAUUCACAGGGGCCAUCAGCUUCACAGGGGCCGUCAGCUUCACAGGGGCCAUCAGCUUCACAGGGGCCGUCAGCUUCACAGGGGCCAUCAGCUUCACAGGGGCCGUCAGCUUCACAGGGGCCGUCAGCUUCACAGGGGCCGUCAGCUUCACAGGGGCCAUCAGAUUCACAGGAUUCCUCAGAUUCACGCGGUCCCUCAGAUUCAUCAGAAGUGGCAGCUUUAAUAUCGUAAAGAUGGGUCUAACUAUGGGUCACGUUACAACACACUGUAAAUAAUUACCGACGUCAUCGGGGACAAAGGCCCUAUUGAAGUUUAAAUGUUUUUUCUUCUUUCUCAAAAAGUUGUGAAAAUUGGUACGCCUGUCAGACUUAAAAAUAUAUAGCGACAUGAUAGAGGUCUCGUCUUGGCUGUGGCAAAUUGGCACCAACAGUUUUCAAAGUGAAAGGCCCCUCCUUUAACUUUCAUGUAAAGGCAUGAAAUUGGGUAGGCAUAUGUAUUAUGACUGGACCUAAAAAAAAAGCCUCUUGGAGCCACUUCCUAAACCCAACAGGAAGUCAGCAUUUUCAAAUUGAAAAUUCAUCUUUUGGAUGAUUUUGACCAUUUGCAGGCAUUGUACCACAUACUCCUCCUACAUAUUUAACCCAAUGGACUUCAAAAUUGGUCAAUACAAUCUAAAGACCUUCACAA
Sander lucioperca (pikeperch) is the source of this 1652-nucleotide messenger RNA. RefSeq names its product melanoma-associated antigen E1-like. The record is from RefSeq and is a predicted model, not a curated record. Bases 108 to 1196 code for a protein of 362 amino acids. Lineage: Eukaryota; Metazoa; Chordata; Actinopteri; Perciformes; Percidae. The transcript has a single exon.